AUGGCUUCCCUACACCCUUCACUUGUCUCUGCUCGUCCCUCCUUCAGAAAUAACAACCCUAAAGCCAUCAAAUUAGUAAGGAUUCCAAACCGUGCCUCCAGAUCAGUGGCAUGCAAAGCCAUAACGGACGAUGAUGACUUCGACUCCAAAAACCCUAAAACCCACCGUCAAGUACUCGCCCCUGACCUUGCCAGAAGAAACCUCCUCUUAGGGUUGGGAGGCCUUUACGGUUCUCUUCACCACAAUGACCCAUUUGCCUUCGCCAACCCGAUCUUGCCGCCGGACGUCGCAGAGUGCGUAUCGCCGGAGCUCCACAAAUGUGCUAAACCAACCAAUUGUUGUCCCCCACCCUCCCGAUACAUAAAAGACUUCGAAUUUCCAGCAACCCGUAAGCUUAAGAUCAGACCAGCAGCCCAUUUAGUUGAUGAACGCUAUAGAGAGAAAUACCGAGAAGCUGUUCGUCGCAUGAAAGCACUCCCACCAGACGAUCCUCGUAACUUCAUGCAACAAGCAAACGUUCACUGUGCUUACUGUGAUGGUGCUUAUCACCAAGUAGGGUUUCCCGAUUUGGACCUUGAAGUCCAUGGUUCUUGGCUCUUCUUUCCCUUCCAUCGUUGGUUCCUCUACUUCUAUGAGAGAAUAUUGUCCAGCUUGAUCGAUGACCCCACUUUCGCUCUGCCAUUUUGGAACUGGGAUGCACCAGCGGGCAUGGUGAUUCCAGAAAUAUACACGGAUCCUCACUCGACACUUUACGACCCUCUCAGAAACGCCGAUCAUCAACCGCCAACACCUGCGGAUUUUAACUUCAGUAGUGGAUGCGAAUGCCAGAGAAGCUGGGAUGAUCAAGUGGAUGCAAAUCUCAAAACAAUGUACAAACAAAUGGUGAGCGGUGCGAAACGUCCUUCCCUAUUCUUUGGUGCGGCUUACAGGGCAGGACAGAGCGAUCCCAAUAAUGGAGAAGGCACCAUAGAGCUCAUUCCUCACAACACGAUGCAUAAUUGGACCGGUGAUAACUGCCAGCCCAACGGUGAGGACAUGGGAAGCUUCUAUUCCGCCGCAAGAGACCCCAUCUUCUAUUCCCAUCAUGCCAAUGUCGAUCGAAUGUGGGAGAUCUGGAAGACUCUGCCGGGCGGAAAAAGACGGGACAUCAGAGACCCAGAUUGGUUGGAAUCUGGGUUCUUAUUCUACGACGAGAACAAGGACCUUGUACGCGUCAAAAUCAAGGAUUGCCUCGACACCGGAAAGCUAGGCUACACGUACAAGGAUGUUGGAAUCCCAUGGAUUGAUGCCAAGCCUACACGUUCCAGGAGCACCUUCUUGAAAAGUCAAGGGAAAAAAUUCGAUGGAGGCAAGGUAAAGUUCCCUCUGGUUUUACGCUCCCCCGUGAGUAUUACUGUGGAAAGAGAGAAGGGAAGGAGUAAGAAGGAGAAGGAAAUGACGGAGGAGGUGUUAGUGAUUGAAGGGAUCGAGUUUUCUGCGAGCGAUUCACCAGUGAAGUUUGAUGUGUAUGUGCACCGCGAAGGUGAAUUCAGCGGGGCCGGUGGGCCCAUGACUACCGAGUUCGCGGGGAGUUUUGUGAGCGUGCCACAUCAUCACAAGAGGCUGACCAUGAAGACUAAUCUGAGACUUGGGAUUACAGAGUUACUGGAGGAUUUAGGUGCCGAUGAUGACAAACGCGUGGGUGUCACUCUUGUGCCCCAGGCUGGGAAGGGACGAAUUACCAUUGAACGUAUCAAGAUUGAGUAUAUAGAUGAAUGAAAUUAAGCGUA
Messenger RNA from Neltuma alba, 1769 nucleotides. RefSeq names its product polyphenol oxidase, chloroplastic-like. The transcript is spliced from 2 exons. The record is from RefSeq and is a predicted model, not a curated record. NCBI's taxonomy places the organism in Eukaryota, Viridiplantae, Streptophyta, Magnoliopsida, Fabales, Fabaceae. Bases 1 to 1758 code for a protein of 585 amino acids. Gene Ontology annotation, molecular function: catechol oxidase activity. Gene Ontology annotation, biological process: pigment biosynthetic process.